Drosophila subpulchrella is the source of this 2465-nucleotide messenger RNA. RefSeq lists its product as uncharacterized. The record is from RefSeq and is a predicted model, not a curated record. The transcript has 2 exons. The coding region runs from base 1582 to 2148 and encodes 188 amino acids. Lineage: Eukaryota; Metazoa; Arthropoda; Insecta; Diptera; Drosophilidae.
AGUAAGGUGCGCAUUACAAUCUCGCUUUGCUGGUUGCAUAUCUCCAUUUCCCUUAUGUCCCUUUAGCUGAGUAACGGGUAUCCGACAGUCGAGGUAGUCGACUAUAGCGUUCUUACUUGUUUUUCUUGAGAAGAUACAUAAUUCAAAUGGUGGCUUCAAAUAAAAAUUGUUUCAUUGACAUUGUCGGUUGCGCAGUCGCAGCAGCGCGCGAGUGAUUUAAAGACAUAUUUAAAUAUUAUUAUUCCCGUAAAAUAAUCAGGAGACUGUGAGGCUGGACCGAGGAACCCUUUAGGUUAGUGGUUGAAUUGUGGACUCGACUUGACCCAGAAAAUUCUGGUGGGGAUUUGCCAGGUCAAAACGAUUGGCAUGGCUCAGUUUUUUUGGGAUAUCCAUCUUGGAAGCCCACGAGGAGUGACCGUAACCUAGCAGCCUCGAGCUUCUAGGCGAGGUCCUUACAUAAUCAGGGCUUCAUAUUUUGUCGUGGAAGACGGGAGCCACCAGGCCUCGGUCAAUUUAUUUAAAUCAUUUCCCCAAAAAGUCAUGAAGUGAUAAAGAUUUCUGUCAGUGUGUUGUUAGUGAAUUUCUGUGUGAUUAAUGUUAAUGUAUAAAUAUCAUUAAUGGUUCUUUAAUGGUUAAUGUAAUAUUAAUGUUAAAUAACCUUAAUGGUUAUAAAUCCAAAGAUCGCAAGUGUGCCACGCAUUCCCCCUUUAGAGCUCUUACGAGUGGGUUAGGAUGGUCGUUCCCAGGGGAGCAUUGUAUGUACAGAGCUUUCCGAUUAAGUAUUUAGAUAAUGUUCCAUUUUAGUUUACUACCGUAUAUGUUUACAGAAAUCGAAAUAUAAUGAUCUUUGUUUUUGUUUGUGCCUAACCGAAGUAGACACUUGCAGGACGAUCGCGUCGCGGCAAUGGUAACUAUGGUUACUGUAAUGCCGGACCACAGGCGAUGCGGGAACUGCGAUGAGGUUGAGCUAACGUAGGUAGGUAGGUAGGUCAGGGAGUUUUGAAUGUGGUAGCACUUUGCGUAGUUGGCUCGGCUGACACUGCAAAAUGUGCUGACUGCAUUGGCGGGUCAGAGUAUCGCUGAGACGGUGACUCGGUGAGUUAGUGAGACAUAUAAUAUGCUGAUUAGUAAUUCUCUUCUGCAGUGGGUGCUACUGAGCGCCUGGUACUGUUUCCAACUUGGCCACUGCUUGAUUUGUUGGGUGCUGGUCAUGUUUGUAGCAGGAAUGCUACGUCGUAGUAUGUAUGUAUGUGUAUGUUAUUGUAUUCCUUCUAGAUCAUUCGUGUAAGUUCUAAGAAUAAGUUGUUGUUGUUGUACGAUGCCGCUCACUGUUCUCUAUCUCUCUCAUCGCUCUCACACUCUCCCAAUGAGUCGGGGGUUGAUGCGGAUCGUGAGCUGAGAGCGAGGGCAGUUGAACGCCGACCGUGAUCCUGAACAGACGAAAUUAUAAAAUAAAGACUAGAAGUACAUAUAUAUGUGUGUUGGUGUUUAACUUUGGGGGAAUAUAUCAUACCCCUACAAAAUCAGAAGUGGGCCGAUCACGAGCCAAUUAAUUAAAUUGUUAGUAAAAAGAAAAUCAAAAUGGAUUUAAACAACGAGUCGAUUGAACAAUUAAAAAGGUGGUUGAGUGUAUUAAAGUUAUCAACAACCGGAACAAAGAGACAAUUGAUCUUGCGAUUAAAUAAUAUACCGAAGGAAAUUCGGGAAAAGUUUGACGAAAUGGCGAGACAAAAAGGAGACAAAGACGGCGACAAAAGUAAAGGCGAAGACAGCGGCGACGAGAAUUUCGAAGACGGCGGCGGAACUAUCCAGAAAGAAGGCGGCGACAAAAGUAACGGCAAAGACGGCGGCAUCCAGAGUUACAACGAAGAAGACGGCGACAAAAGUAAAGGCGAAGACAGCGGCGACGAGAAUUUCGAAGACGGCGGCGGAACUAUCCAGAAAGAAGGCGGCGACAAAAGUAACAGCAAAGACGGAGACAAAAGUAACGGCAAAGACGGCGGCAUCCAGAAUUACGACGAAGAAGGCGGCGACAAAAGUAACGGCAAAGACGGCGGCAUCCAGAGUUACGACGAAGAAGACGGCAACAAAAGUAAUGGCGAAGAAGGCAGCAUCCAGAAUUAUAGGGCAGUAAUUCGCUCUUUUUAGUACCACUCUCCUUUCUGUCUGUCGAAAGCUCCCUCGCAGAGCAGUUGCCAUUCUAAUUCCAGCGAUUGAAAAAGCUGCUUACGCGCGAUAAAAUAAAUUUUACGGCUCAUCACAAAAACAUUGUUAAAAUUAACUGAAAUAAACAAUACAUUUAAAUUUCUACCUAGUUUAGUGUACGUUUAUGAAUUAAUUGUUGUAAAAGCUCGGCAUUAAAUUUAUUUAUAUAUAACAUUUUUGGAAAUUUGAAGAUCUAUUAUAUUUAUAAUGCAUUUAGUGUAUUUAAAAAAUUUUUUUUUAUCUAUAUAUAUUUAUAUUUU